Falco peregrinus (peregrine falcon) is the source of this 1311-nucleotide messenger RNA. RefSeq names its product Rab9 effector protein with kelch motifs (gene RABEPK). The coding region runs from base 99 to 1214 and encodes 371 amino acids. The transcript is spliced from 7 exons. The record is from RefSeq and is a predicted model, not a curated record. Gene Ontology annotation, molecular function: protein binding. Lineage: Eukaryota; Metazoa; Chordata; Aves; Falconiformes; Falconidae.
UGGGGCACUUCCGGCGGGCGCGGGCCGGAAGGUGACAGCCGCUUCCGGCGGGGGCCGCUGCGUGCCGAGCGGCGCGGUCCCCCCCGGCUUGGCCCGCCAUGGGCCUGCGGGCGCUGCCGCUGCUGGAGCCAGGCCGCCGCCCGCAGCCGACCAAGUGGUACCGGUUGUCUCCGCGCGGUGAGCGGCCCCGCGGGCGCGUGGGCCACGGCUGCCUCUUCCUGCCCGGCGGCGGCCCCGGCCGCGUCCUCCUCCUGGGUGGCGCCGACCCCGCCGGCGCCUUUGCGGACGCCCACUUCGUGGAGCUGGGCGCGCACCGCUGGGCCGCGGCCGGCUGGAGCGGGCUGCGGCCGCGCUACGAGCACGCCACCUGCCUGCCCGCCGGCAGCCCCCCGCGCCUCUGGGUCUUCGGCGGUGCCCACCCGGCGGGGAACCGGAACUGCGUCCAGGUGCUGGACCUCGAAAUGGGAACCUGGAAGAGUCCUGAAGUGAGAGGCCUGCCGCCACUGCCUAGGACGUUUCACACAUCCUCAGCAGCUAUAGGAGACUGUCUGUAUGUGUUUGGAGGGGGAGAGAAAGGAGCAGAACCAGUUCAAGACCAGCAGCUGCAUGUGUUUGACACUGCCACCUUGUCCUGGUCCCAGCCGGAUACUCACGGUGAUCCCCCUUCUCCUCGGCACGGGCACGUUGUGGUUGCAGUUGGGACCAAACUGUUCAUCCACGGUGGUUUAGCUGGAGACACUUUUUACAAUGAUCUGUUCUGCAUUGAUACAAAUGAUAUGAGGUGGGUUAAGAUCCCAGCCACUGGCGAUGUCCCAGGAGGACGGGCAUCCCACUCAUCAGCCGUGUUUAAGGAUCACUUGUACAUUUUUGGUGGGAUAGGCCCAGCUGGGACACUAGACACUACAUACAAGUAUCACACAGAGAGGCAGCAGUGGACGCUCCUACAGUUUGAUUCCCCGCUGCCUGCUGGGAGGCUGGACCAUGCUAUGUGCAUCAUUCCCUGGCAGGCUGCGAAGAGUGGAGGCACCAGCACCUGGGAAGACAAAGCUGGGGAUGAGUCACCUGUGCUGGUGGGCAGCAACGGUGGCCCCCUGCAGCAGGGCCAGGAUAAGGGGUGUGCUGAGGGUGCAGUUGUGCACCUGCUGUUUGUAUUUGGUGGGAUGGACACACAGGGGGAAAUAUACAGGGACUGUGUGGUCAGUCUGAUUGAAUAGCACAGCUGUGGUCCUGCACAGCACCAGCCUUUUCUACGGUUUUAUAGUACAUCACAUUAAGUUGAUUCUUUCCAAUAAAGAAAUUCUUACCCUCAAA